This is a messenger RNA of Ochotona curzoniae (black-lipped pika), 1401 nucleotides long. It is a transcript of the gene ZIM2, whose product is annotated as zinc finger imprinted 2. Gene Ontology annotation, biological process: regulation of transcription by RNA polymerase II. NCBI's taxonomy places the organism in Eukaryota, Metazoa, Chordata, Mammalia, Lagomorpha, Ochotonidae. The transcript is spliced from 5 exons. Gene Ontology annotation, molecular function: DNA-binding transcription factor activity, RNA polymerase II-specific; RNA polymerase II cis-regulatory region sequence-specific DNA binding. The record is from RefSeq and is a predicted model, not a curated record.
AUGAUGCGUGGGACAGAAGACGUGGCUGCCUCGAGGGGUCCUCGUGUCGCCCCUCUGUGUGACCAAGAGGAGCACCCAGGAACUCCGGACAUUUCUCAUCAGACGCUUAGGCAUUUUCAGCACUUGUCCGUGACUGGGCCUCACCAAGCUGUCGACCAAAUCCAGGAGCUCUGCCGGCAGUGGCUGCAGCCGGAGACCCGUACCAAGGAGCAAAUCAUAGACCAGUUGGUGUUGCACCAGUUCCUGAGCACCUUGCCAAAAGCGGUUCAGGCGUGGUUGAGAUGGAAGCGGCCCAAGAACAGCAAGGAGGCAGGAACCCUGGUGGAGAAUUUCGUCCAGGCCCACAGGGAGGAAGUAUUUGUGGUGUUGUAGGAGUUGGUGACCUUCGAGGAUGUGUUUGUGGACUUCAGUCCUGAGGAGAUGAGCUGCCUUACUGCAAGUCAAAGGAAACUCUACCGAGAGGUGACACUGGAAAACUACCAGAACCUGGUCUUCGUUGGGUGCCAAUUCGUUAAGCCUGAGGUUAUCUCAUACCUGGAGGAGGAGGAGUCGCACACAACUCAAGAAGACAGCAAGUCGGGGAUAUGUCAGGAGCCUUCCAUUGGUGACCCAUCAGAAUUGCACCAGCACCGCCAGGAGAAACUCCUAAGUUCUGUAGCAAUGAGCGAUUCUAGGAUCCCUCCAGAGAUAACCCAAGGCAGUGAUAACUUUGAGACAAACUGUAACCAUACUGAACAAUCAGAGAAUUUUCUAGAGAAGAAUCCCAAGGAAAGCACCAGGGCGCAGGCAGCAGAGAAGCCCACGUGUAAACUUUGCAAGAGAACCUUUAGCACCCGCGUAGCCUUUUUGAGACACGAACAGAUCCAUACUGGGAAGAAACCCUACAGAUGUCAACAGUGUGGCGAAGCCUUCUAUCUCAUGCCGCACCUCGUCAGACACCAGAGGACUCACUUCGUUAGGAAGCCCCCUCGCUGCAAUGACAAAGCAAAGCCUCUCGCCGAGCCCGGGGGUGUCUGUGCGCAGGUGAGAAUUCAUAGUCGGGAAGACUACUACGAAUGUUUGCGGUGUGGCAAAGCUUUUAUCCAGAACGUGCAUCUUUUGCAACAUCUCCAAGGACACAGAACAGCAGAAACCGUUCCUCCCAAGGUGCCCCGCGACAAGACAUAUUUAAUUCGCUACCAACGGAAGCACGGGUAUGUUGGAGAGAAGGCCUGGCAGUGUUGUGACUGUGGCAAAACCUUCAGUCAGAGUUCACAUCUCAUUCAGCAUUAUCGAGUCCAUGCUCACGAGAGGCCUUACCAGUGUCAGCUGUGUGGGAAAUGUUACAGUCGGCCCUCGUACCUCACUCAGCAUUACCAAUUCCAUUUCCAAGAGAAAGCCCUUGAGUGCAAUGGCUGUUGA